Molecule: messenger RNA, 936 nt
Organism: Parnassius mnemosyne (clouded apollo)
Lineage: Eukaryota; Metazoa; Arthropoda; Insecta; Lepidoptera; Papilionidae
Source: the annotation of a GenBank genome assembly
AUGGAUUCGUUACAAAAAACCUCUCUGCUUGAAUUCAAUAAUGAUACACUUCAAAUCAUUCGUAAGGAUUAUAAUUUGGACAAGCCAGGAAGUAUGGAUCAAGCUAUCAACAUUUUACAUGAAUGGGUGAAAAAACAAAAUCAUUUUGUGAAAACAGAUUAUCCCAGAGAGUAUUUGGAAAGAAGAAUAAUAUUCAGCAAGGGUUCAGUGGAGCGUGCAAAGUCAACAAUAGACAGAAAUUGCACUCUUAAGACAUUGAUGCCUCAGUUCUACGAUUUUACAGAUUUUAAGACUCAAUACAAGUAUUCGGACAUUAUAUGGGAUGGGUUAUUACCUAAGAUGACUGACGACUAUUACAGGAUUUACGUGAUAAAAAAUGUUGGAAAACGAUUUGACCAUAGUAUGAUGAGUUAUUUUCAAUGGGUCAUUGCGAUGGCAGAAUACUUCACUGCGCAUGAUUAUAACCGAGGUUUAAUAAUAAUUAUAGACUAUUUGGAGACCAAUCUUAUGGAACUUUUAAAGACAAUUGACUUUGUAGAAUUCCGACAAGCUCUUACAUUAUUAAUGGAAGGCUAUGGAUUAAGGAUUAAAGGUAUACAUUUAAUUACUUCCUCAAAAGCCGUAGAAGCAAUUGUGUCAUUUUUGAAACAAAUUCUCAGUGCAAAAGUAGGUCAACGCAUUCAAGUACACAAGGAUUUGCAAUCACUGCACACAAUUGUCCAAAAAGAUGUGCUACCAAUAGAGCUAGGAGGGAAGGGUAGAUCUAUUGCUCAAUUACACAAAGAAUGGAUAGAUGUUUUGAGUUCAAAGGAGUUUCAAGAAUAUAACAAUAAAAUGAAAGCUGCAUGUACAAACGAAAAGUACAGACAGACUGAUAAAUUUAACGACGAGUAUAUGGGAGUAGCAGGCACAUUUAAAACAUUAAAUGUAGAUUAA